This is a messenger RNA of Myxocyprinus asiaticus (Chinese sucker), 2839 nucleotides long. It is a transcript of the gene pir, whose product is annotated as pirin. The transcript has 9 exons. NCBI's taxonomy places the organism in Eukaryota, Metazoa, Chordata, Actinopteri, Cypriniformes, Catostomidae. Bases 250 to 1119 code for a protein of 289 amino acids. Gene Ontology annotation, molecular function: quercetin 2,3-dioxygenase activity. Gene Ontology annotation, cellular component: nucleus. The record is from RefSeq and is a predicted model, not a curated record. Gene Ontology annotation, biological process: monocyte differentiation.
CAAUGCUGAGGGACUGUGAUCGGUGCAGGAAGUCAUGACAAACCCAAAACAUCACCUGUGACAGCACACACCUGUCACAGGUGAACUCAACUAUACUGCACGAGCGAAUAAUAAUAAUGCACUGUAGAGUUGUUUUCUAAAUAAACGUGCAUCUUGAUUUGCUUUUGACUCUCGUGCAUUAGUGCAGUCUUAGUAAAGAGAACUUUAAAAACACUGUCAUCAUAAGGAGAUAUCGAGAAGGUGUUUAAGAUGAUCAGGAGAGUUAGUAAAGUCGUUUUAAGUGUCGAACAGGCUGAAGGUGUCGGGGCUCGAGUUCGCAGGAGUAUUGGAGGGAGAGAGUUGAAGAAUCUCGAUCCUUUCUUGAUGCUUGAUGAAUUCCGUGUAGGCAAACCUGCGGGCUUUCCUGAUCACCCUCACCGUGGAUUUGAGACGGUUACGUAUUUGUUGAGUGGAUCGUCGGCCCAUGAGGAUUCCAGUGGUCGCAGCGGGAAGUUGGAACCUGGUGACCUACAGUGGAUGACAGCAGGGCGUGGGGUGAUUCAUGCUGAGAUGCCUGUGUCAGAUGAACCCAUUCAUGGCCUACAGCUUUGGGUGAACUUGAAGGGUGCAGAUAAGAUGGUGGAGCCGCAGUACCAGGAGCUAAAGAGCAAAGAGAUCCCCAAACCAAGCAAAGAUGGAGUCACCGUGAUAGUCAUCUCGGGGGAAGCACUUGGAGUAAAGUCAAAGAUUUACACAAGAACUCCAACCAUGUACCUGGACUUUAAACUGAAGAAAGGUGCAAAGCAUGUGCAGCCUGUACCCAAAGGUUGGACAGCUUUCAUCUACACCAUCGUAGGUUCUUUAUGCACUGGCCCAGAUGAUGAUCCUCGGACAAUUGAGCCACACCACACAGUGGUUUUUGAAGAUGGUGAAUGCAUCAGAGUGGAAAACAAGACAGUUGAGGAAUCUCACUUUGUGUUAAUUGCUGGUGAACCCAUAAAAGAGCCUGUGGUUCAGUAUGGGCCCUUUGUCAUGAACACACAGGAAGAGAUUAAUCAAGCCAUCGGAGAUUACAGAUCAGCCACUAAUGGAUUUGAGAGAGCAAAAGUUUGGAAGUCAAAGAUUGGUCAAAAAUUCUAAGCUUUUCUCAAAGCUUCCGUUUGUGUUCCUAUAGCUUAUUAUAUACAAUGCAAUACUAAAUAUACAGUACAGUGAAUAAUGUGUGGUUUAAAUGUAGAAAUAAAGGUAAAAUAUCAUUUUGAAAUGAUAAAGAAUAAGCUGUUUAACAAAAUGAAUACAAAAGGAUUUGGACUUUUUUUGGUUGUCAAACAUUAGUGGAACAUGUCCUUAAAUAUGCUGAACUCCACCUGUGGACAGUUGUGUGAACUUGAGGAAAACUGACUUCAUAUAUCUACUAAAAAGUUAUUGGUUAAAAGUAAAGUUAGUUCAGAGAAAAGUCUAGCAGCAUUUGUUUGUAGAUACUAUUUGCUUUGAUAUCUUAUUAAAGGAAUGUCAUUUAGACAUUUAAGUGUGGCUUAAGUGUCCAAAAGUGUCAUAUAUAUAUAUAUAUAUAUAUAUAUAUAUAUAUAUAUAUAUAUAUAUAUAUAUAUAUAUAUAUGGGUUAUUGACAAAUAAGUUUGUCAUAAUGCACUUUAUUUUUUUAUUUUUUUUGUUUUGUCCAGACUUAUUAAAUUACUCAAAAAUAUAUUACAAAUGCAAUUACUUAAAUUACACCUCUUCUAUGAAAAACAUGAUUUCAAUUAUUGAGUUCAGUCAUUUUAUUUGACUUUUUUUCUUCUGGAGUUUACAAUAAAAAAAUUUCAAGUGGUGUAACUCUCCGGACAGUAAAAUGAAAAAAUAAAAAAAGUCUAAUUAAAAGCUAAAAUUCUUCAAAAAAACAAAAAUAAAUGUUGGCAUGAGUAGUGCAGAAUAAUCUUUUUAUUAUUAUUUCUUUAAAAAAUGCUUUAAAACUAUUUUAUUUAAAAAUAUGAUUAUUGUUUAAAAAAUAAAAAGAAUCCGCAGAAAAUCUAAGUCAUGUAGUGUAGCCAAAAUGCAUGUUGCCAUUUACGUGACAAAAUGUAGCCAUUUUUUUUUUUUUUUUUUUUGCCCAUAUCGUAAAACAUGACAUUUUUAUGAAAAGGCCCAUUUUUGUUUUGGUCAUUUGGUGUAACCCUGAGAUAUUUUGUUAUUCUUGACUCAAAAAUGUAUUAUGAUUGUAAAAUAAAUAAAUACAAUAAAAUUUCACCUGGAAAAAUUCUCUCCUCAUUUACUCACCCUCGUGCCAUCCCAGAUGUGUAUGAUUGUUUUCUUCUGCUAAACACGAUUUUCAGAAGAAUAUCUCAUCUCUGUAGGUUCAAACAGUGCAAGUGAAUGGUGGCCAGAACUUUGAAGGUCCAAAAGCACAUAAAGGCAGCAUAAAAGUAAUCCAUACGUGGUUUAAUCCAUGUCUUCAGAAAUGAUAUGAUAGCUGUGGGUGUGAAACAGAUCAAUAUUUAAGUCCUUUUUUUUUUUUUUUUUAACCAUGAAUCUCCACUUUCACUUUCACAUUCUUUGUGCAUAUUGUCACCUACUGGGCAGGGAGGAGAAUGUAAAGAAAGAAUUACUUAAAUAUUGAUUUGUUUCUCACAAACACCUAUCAUAUCACUUCUGAAGACAUGGAUUAAACCACUGGAGUCAUAUGGAUUGUUUUACGCUGCCUUGAUGUGCUUUUUGGAGCUUCAAAAUUUUGGUACCAAUUCACUACAGAACAGAGAUAUUCUUCUAAAAAUCUUCAUUUGUGUUUUGCAGAAGAAAGAAAGUCAUACACAUCUGGGAUGGCAUGAGGGUGAAUAAAUGAUGAGAUAAUUUUCAUUUUGAACUA